AUGUGUGCCGCGUGGGUGAAAGCUGGUGGAGUGAAGGAGGCUGGAUCCGUGUGUGAAAUGAGGGUGAAAGUGGAUGAGCGGGUGAGUGCGGGGAGAAGGCAAGGAGGAGGUGAUUACCCGGUGAGGGAGGGGAUUGGGAAUGAGAUGAAAGCAGUGAAUUAUUCACCUAAAUGUGCACAGCGCGGAAUGGUUUCAGAUAAGUCUACUCAUCCACAUGCAAACUACGUGUAUGAGGCCGAGUCUUCGUGGUGGAGAUUUGGUUUGUGUAUAUGGUAUGUAUUGGUGGUGGGCGAGAAUAAGUGA
Messenger RNA from Sphenostylis stenocarpa, 303 nucleotides. Lineage: Eukaryota; Viridiplantae; Streptophyta; Magnoliopsida; Fabales; Fabaceae. The record is from the annotation of a GenBank genome assembly.